CACUGAUGGGUGACAUUGAAAGGCAGCUCAGAUGGGCACUGAUAUGUGGCAUUGAUGUGCACUGGUAUGCACUGAUAUGUGGCAUUGAUGUGGCACUGAUGAGCACUGACUGCUGGCACUGAUGGACACUGACAGGUGGCACUUCUGGGGCCACACUGAUCAUCAGGGCACACUGAUCAUCAAUGCCCUGAUGAUCACUGUCAGUGUGACAGCUCGAGAGGAGAGAAAUGCCGAUAACUGGAAUUUCCCUGUUUACAUGUGAUCAGCUGUGAUUGGACACAGCUGAUCACAUGACCGA
Messenger RNA from Staurois parvus, 298 nucleotides. The record is from the annotation of a GenBank genome assembly. NCBI's taxonomy places the organism in Eukaryota, Metazoa, Chordata, Amphibia, Anura, Ranidae.